This is a messenger RNA of Helobdella robusta, 402 nucleotides long. RefSeq lists its product as hypothetical. The coding region runs from base 1 to 402 and encodes 133 amino acids. Lineage: Eukaryota; Metazoa; Annelida; Clitellata; Rhynchobdellida; Glossiphoniidae. The record is from RefSeq and is a predicted model, not a curated record. The transcript has 2 exons.
AUGUAUCAAAAGCUUUAUUUAAAAAUAUAUUUCACAUUUUUGUUGACAAGCAGUGUCCACAGUAAAUGUUUCAGACCUAGUUCUGGCUCAUUUGAUACAAGAUUUACAUUAUUAUCAAAUGGAAGAUAUCCAAAUUGUAAUCUCUGCGGCUUGUCGUCUGAUUUGAGUGAUCCAUCGAUUGCAGAGUUUCAAAGUAGCUCCCUGGACGUUCUGAAGAUGCUGGUCAGAUGCGCUCUCGUGUGCGCCUCCAUUCUGGAUUGCGUUGGAUUCAACUACAGGACAGUUUAUAAUGUUUAUCCGCAUUGCCAGUUCUUCAACUACACCCCGCUGAUCUAUAUUUCAAAUGAUUUUUGCAUUUACCAUCAUGAGAUAGUUUCAGAAGUAAAAGAAACACCGGGUUAG